Molecule: messenger RNA, 2174 nt
Organism: Pomacea canaliculata
Lineage: Eukaryota; Metazoa; Mollusca; Gastropoda; Architaenioglossa; Ampullariidae
Product: 4-coumarate--CoA ligase 1-like
Exons: 12
Coding region: 155-1768 (537 amino acids)
Molecular function (GO): CoA-ligase activity
Source: RefSeq, a predicted model, not a curated record
AAGUGACACCCCUCUCCCCAUACCUAUCUGCAUAUUUCCACUGCCGGAUGUACCUUUGUACUUGCUCGGUAAUAAUCUCACUUUUAUGACUGAGUUCUUUUCCUGACCUACAGCGUUCUUUUGAAGUGAGCUCUCGUUUGCUUCUCAGGUCAACAUGGCCAGUGAGGAUCAGGAAAUCAUCUUCAGCGGCCGCCAGACGGACAGCAGAAGGUACGACCAACCGCUCUGGCCCUUCCUCAGGAGCAGGAUGGAGACGUUUGGAUCACGCGUUGCCCUGGUAGAUCCUUACACCGAGCAGCAGAUCUCCUACAAAGAUCUCAUCCCAUUGGCGGAGAAACUUGCGCGCGCACUCAUGAAACUGGGCCUCACACAAGGGAAGCCACUCUGCAUCGUUUCGCGAAACAGUGUAGAGUUCGCCCUCCUCAUUGUGGCGACGCAUUCUCUCGGUGCUUUUGUUCAUACACCAAAUCCACUGUCAGUACCAGGAGAACUGCGAAGGCAGCUAGGGUUGUCCGAAGCAAGACUGGUGGUGACAACUCCAGAGUUUAUUGGAAACGUUGAGGAGGCUGCAAAGGGGCUAAACGUCGAUGUAAUACUCGUUGGCCCACGGGACGGUCAUCUCAACUUUGAAGAUUUAGUGACCUUGGCUUCGGAUGACGUGAUCUUGCCUCCACCACCUGUUGACCCUAAGACUGCUAUUGCCUCCCUUCUUUUCUCGAGCGGUACCACGGGCCUUCCGAAGGGGGUUGAGAUAACCCAGCGAAACAUUGUAGCCUGGAUACACCAGUUUCAAGAUUACGACGGCUCGGUUCUGACGGUAGAUGACACCACCCUUCUGUUUUUGCAACUUUUCCACGCCUUCGGGCAGGUCCUCAUCCUCUCUGCAAGCCUGGCAAGUGGCUGUCGAGUCGUCAUACAAACCAAGUUUGAGAUCGACGAAUUCCUCUCUUUGGUCUCCAAAUAUAAAGUAACAGCUAUCUACAUGGUUCCUCCUGUAGCGAUCGCCAUUGUUAAUCACCCUAAUCUUUCGUCGUUCGACUUGUCAAGUGUGCGCCUCAUGCAUGUGGGUGCAGCACCCAUGGGCAAGGAGCUGGAGAUGAAGCUGAACCAGUUGCUGGGUAACAACUGCGUCGUGCAAGGGUAUGGAAUGACAGAAAACAUGAGCUUAACACUGCGCUCCCGCAGAGAGAGUCGUCCUGGCUCCUGUGGACGUCUGCUACCCAACACGCAGUGUAAAAUUAUCGAUCCCGUGUCGGGAAAGUCGUUGGGUGUGGACAGAACAGGUGAACUGUAUGUACGUGGCCCGCAGGUCAUGCUGGGAUACAUAAAGGAUCCGGAAGCAACAGCUCUCACGAUUGAUGGUGACGGAUGGAUGCGCACGGGUGACCUUGCCCGCAUCGACUCGGAGGGCUUCCUGACGAUUGUCGAUCGUCUGAAAGAGCUCAUCAAAUACAAAGGCGAGCAGGUGCCACCCGCCAUGUUGGAAGACCUUCUGCUAAGUCACCCUGCUGUUUCGGACGCUUGUGUCAUUGGCAAACCGGACCCUAUAGCUGGUGAGCUGCCCUUUGCGUACGUAGUUCCUGUGAAGGGAGCAAAGGUGUCUGCGCAGGAUAUAAAGGACUUCGUGGCCAAAAAUGUUCCAUCCUACAUGCAACUGAGGGGUGGUGUGCAGUUCAGAGAGUCCAUUCCCAGAAACCCCAGUGGCAAGAUACUGCGUCGGCUGCUAAGAGAUGAGCUGACACAGCAGUUAAGCAAGGCUCGUCUUUGAUUAAACUUUCUUCAGGUGUACACAUUUCCCGUACUUAUGAGUGGCAUUACUUAUUAUUUGGCGAUGUUGUAUUGUUAUAUUUACUACUAUUCAAUCAGCAAUACGAUUGGAAUCACGUGUUCGUAUUAUUCUUUGCAGUUUUUUUUAAUAAAUACAAGAGUCUUCAUUGCAUGAAGUCCCUUCAUUCACAAAGCUAAACUAAUAAAACAAAAACCUUACUCAGAAACUGUAGCAUAUACUAUCUCAGUGACGUGACGAAUGUGCUUGGUGAAUAAUUGUACCCAUGUCACUGUAUAAAGUUUUUAAGAAUCAUGUCGGUGAAAUGAACUGACAGUAUAGUUGCAUCGUCUGCCCACCUACUGUUUUUGUCUUGCUUUAAAACAAGAAUAAAACAUAUAUUAGUAUU